AUGCAUAUAUACGUGAGGUCCUUAGAGAGUCUCCGAUGCUAUGAGUUUUCGGAGGAAGCACGAGUAGAAGAAGUGAUGGAGCAAAGCAACUGCGAUAAUUUACAAUGGGGUGGCCGUGCUCUAAGACCUGAAUUUACACUCGCAGAUUAUGGCAUUAUGAGUGAAUGCACUUUAGAAGCCCUUUUAGCAAUUGAAGGAGGCAAGAGGAAAAAGAAGAAAAAAGUUUACACGACCCCUAAGAAAAAAGCACACAAGAAAAAGAAAGUCAAACUUGCAGUUCUCAAUAUUUACAAAGUUGAUAAAAGCGAAAAGGUUACAAGAACUAAACGUGCAUGCGAAAAAUGUGGAGCAGGAACUUUUAUGGCGAAACACUUCAAUAGACACUACUGUGGAACUUGCCACGCUACCCAACUUUUCUCACAAGCUUAA
Blepharisma stoltei is the source of this 429-nucleotide messenger RNA. NCBI's taxonomy places the organism in Eukaryota, Ciliophora, Heterotrichea, Heterotrichida, Blepharismidae. The record is from the annotation of a GenBank genome assembly.